GGCCAGAUUCUCGAUCGGAUUUCUAUGGCAAUUGUUGUUACUCCUGUUAGAAGUGAAGAUGAAGAUAUAAAUCAGAUGAAGGAGACGACGAUUGGAUUUCUUGAAGGAAAAAAUGCGAGUAUCCAAAAUGUGAAAAAAGACGUAUAUACAUUUUUAAUUAUUCUUCAGGGUUCACUUUGCAAUUUUUUGAAAUGAAAUUCUAAACAAAAUUCUUACUUGGAAUGUCUUCCGGUUAUAAUUUGCCGCUUGUAGAAUGUACCAAAACAUUCUGAAACCAGAAUGCACCGAAGAGCUCCCCCUAACUAAAACACCGGGCGACCCAUCUACAUCCCGACAAAUGGACAGAAGAAACUAAAAGCUCAAGCCUCAAGAGAAAUAAAAAUUCAGCGGCGAAGAUCGACGAUUUGAAGCGCGCCGGCGACUACCGGGAGCCGGAAGAGGUGAUCCAGUGAGAGAGCUUUAGAUUCGUUCCCAAAUCUCCAAUUUUCUCGAUAUUCAGGCAUUGAAUCACACUAAAUAGAAGUUGGAAAGAUUUUCAAACAUGAGUGGGUUGAAGAGGAUCACAUCAACUGUUCUUAAACUUCCACUUGAGAUCCUCAUUGAUAUACUCACUCGGCUUCCGUCAAAAUCUUUAUUACAACUGAGGUGUGUUUCUAAAUUAUUUUGUUUACUUAUUGGGGAUGAUUCGUUUGCUGAUCUUCAUUACAGACGGUCCUUGACCCUUUGCCAUGGGAUGAGCAUUCUCAUCUCUUUUGUAACUAAAGCACGUCAGACCCGUGUGUAUUAUACAAUAAAUUUCACUGAUGAAACCCGAGGAACUCUCAAGGCCAACCGUGUGCGAUAUUUUGAUGAAUGUCCAAAAAGUCAUUUAGGGACAUAUGCCAAGGGCCUGAUUUCGCUACUCACAAAUUCAGGAGAUGAUGUAAUCUGCAACCCUAGUACAAGACAACAAAUUUCUCUUCCAAGAAUAUGUGUGAAUAACAGUCUCCUUGAAUCAAAUUGUGAGCGGUUGGCUUUUGAUCCAGUCUUGAAAAAAUACAAGCUUUUGAAGUCUGUAUGGUAUUCUGAAUCCGGCAAUCGUAUUGUUAAUGGCAUUGCCAUCACUCAUAGCUGGAUGAGGCAAUGGGUUUUUACUCUAGGAGUGGAUCAAUCAUGGAGGGAAAUAGAAUGCAUCCAGUUUUAUCAUGCUAAUUGCUGUUUCCAUCACUUCUUCCAUAGUGUUCAAAUUGAUCGUAUUAUCUAUUCAUUUAAUUGGAAGUUUGGUAGUUCACGUCCAGCGAAUAUAGCAGCAUUUGAUGUUUGUGCUGAGAGCACCCAUAUUAUUUCUUUUCCGAAUGACUUUUCAUCACAAUGCUCACAUCGUAUGAGUAGUGGUUUAAUUAUGAGGUCGGCAUUAGUUGAUCUGGAUGGUCGACUGGCCAUCCUUCAUAUUUCUAAAGUUGAUGACCGUAAGUAUAGUAUGGUCAUAUGGAAGAUGGAGAAAUGUAUGGUGUGGGAGCAGCUUGCAAUUGCCAUUCCAUUGGAGGCGAGUCAAAUGAUUCAUCGAUGUCUCCUACGUGUUACUACAAAUCAUUUUGGAGAAGUUAUGUUAUUCUUAAUAGGGAGAAGUAAAACCAUAUUCGUAUUGGUUCUACUUUAUAACUUCAAAUCACAAGUUUGGAGAAAGUUGGAUAUACAUGGGCUUCUAGAUAAACCGUCUCCUUGUUUUUGGGACACGGCUGUCAUGCACGUCAUUGUAGACAAUCUUUUUUCUGUUGCUGGAGGAUCAUCCAAUCGCCCUUUGGCAUAUGCAGGCUAGUUUGUUGCAGAAGCCGCAUGUUUAAUUAUAUGCAGUAAACUUGUGGACAUACUAAAGUUUCAUCAUGUAUUUGUGCUUCCCAUGGCUUGAAAAUACUCCGUAUGUGGCUCACAGGAGUCCUCGUUAUAUUUAAUUUAAAUUAAAUGGUAGCAUGCUACUUCUCCAACACAACUUUGCACUCCAUAGUCUACACUCUUUACAUGGUUGUACUCUAUAUUCGUG
This is a messenger RNA of Cuscuta epithymum, 2020 nucleotides long. The record is from the annotation of a GenBank genome assembly. NCBI's taxonomy places the organism in Eukaryota, Viridiplantae, Streptophyta, Magnoliopsida, Solanales, Convolvulaceae.